AUGGCCACCUUCCAGAAUGGCGCAGCUCCUGCGCGAGUUCUCGAUGAUAGCGAUGUGGAGGAGGAAGCCCUGGUCGCCGACUACCAGGAGCAGGUCCAGUAUGAGGACGGGGCCGAUCUCUCCCAGGUCAACUCCUUGACCAUGGCCCAGCAGACCGACGAUAUCCAGUCACGACUUGCCGCCGCCGCCCAGCCCCUCGACUUCGCCGCCCCCCUCGAGGUCAAGUUCCAGAGCUACGACUCCUACUGCAGUCUGUUCCACUUCAUCCUCAACUCUGAGGGCCCCGUUGACCUCGAGCCCCCAUCUUAUUACUGGGCUUGGGAUGUCAUCGACGAGUUCAUCUACCAGUUCAACUCCUUCUCCUCCUACCGUAUGCGAAUCGCAAGACAGGCCAACAACGAGGAGGAGAUCCAGAACCUGCGCGAGAACCCCAACACGUGGGGUUGCUACAGCGUCCUCAACGUGCUCUACUCCCUGAUCCAGCGGUCCAACAUCCUGGAGCAGCUGGCUGCCGGACGUCGCAAUGAGGACCCCAUGGCAGUUGCCGGCGAGUACGGAACCAAGAGCCUCUACCGCAUGCUAGGGUACUUCUCCAUCAUCGGCCUGCUGCGCGUCCACUGCCUUCUUGGCGACUUCAGCCUCGCCCUCAAGACUCUCGACGACAUCGAGCUCAACAAGAAGGCCAUGUUCGCCCGUGUCAUGGCUGCCCACUUCACGACCUACUACUAUGUUGGUUUCUCCUACAUGAUGAUGCGCCGCUACGCCGACGCCAUCCGCAUGUUCAGCCACAUCCUCGUCUAUGUUUCGCGGACCAAGCAAUUCCAGAAGAGUGCCCAGUACGAUUCUAUCACCAAGAAAAACGACCAGAUGCUCGCCCUGAUCGCCAUCUGCGUCGCCUUCCAGCCUACUCGUCUGGACGACACCAUCCACACGGCGCUGCGCGAGAAGUACGGUGACCAGCUGCUUAAGCUGCAGCGCGGUGGACCUGAGUCCCUGCCCAUCUUCGAGGAGCUCUUCCGCAACGCUUGCCCCAAGUUCAUCUCCCCUGUUCCCCCAGACUUCGACAACCCGGAGUCCAACAUCGACCCCAUCGAGCACCACCUGUCCAUCUUCAUGGAUGAGGUCAAGACCAACAUGUGGAGCCCCACUGUCAAGUCCUACCUGCGUCUUUACACCACCAUGGAUCUCAAGAAGCUGGCCGGCUUCCUCGACGUCCAGCCCGAGGAGCUUCGGUCAUGGCUUCUUGUUACGAAGCAGCGAACCAAGCAGCUGAGGUGGACAGAGCGCGGUCUCCUCGACGGCGAGUUGAUCAACGUCAGCGACUUGGACUACGCUAUGCAAGGUGACCUGAUCCACGUGUCGGAAGCCAAGGUCGGUCGCAAGCUUGUGGACUGGUACCUGCGUAAUCUUUCCCGCACUUACGCGUGA
Messenger RNA from Diaporthe citri, 1428 nucleotides. RefSeq lists its product as uncharacterized. Gene Ontology annotation, biological process: translational initiation. The transcript has 4 exons. NCBI's taxonomy places the organism in Eukaryota, Fungi, Ascomycota, Sordariomycetes, Diaporthales, Diaporthaceae. Gene Ontology annotation, cellular component: cytoplasm; eukaryotic translation initiation factor 3 complex. Gene Ontology annotation, molecular function: translation initiation factor activity. Bases 1 to 1428 code for a protein of 475 amino acids. The record is from RefSeq and is a predicted model, not a curated record.